AUGGCCUCAGUAGGAUAUGGAUAUACCAGGGCGCAGGUUAUCUGUCUUGGCACUGACUAUGCCAUAAAUCUCAAGAAACGUAGUAAUGAUUCCAAAUCACUAUUACUGCAGUGGUUUUAUGGGUUGAUGGGAAGAUGGCCUGAACUGAAGUUGCGACGACCAAGGGGAUUGUCUCAAUUACGAGCCACUGCCACAUCUGAGGAGAGCAUUAACAAGUAUUUUUCUCAACUUGAAGCAGUUCUUGACAAGUAUGACCUAAAGUCAAGCCCAGAGCUGAUCUACAACGUCGAUGAGAAGGGAAUUAAUCUCACGCAUUCUUCACCGCAAAUUGUUGGAUCUGCAGACGAAGUUCCAAUUGAAAUCUGCCCAGAGAAAUCCUCUACAGUUACUGUUUUGGGAUGCGGCAAUGCAUUGGGUCAGAAGAUUCCACCUUUUUUCAUUUUUCCUGGUUCACGCAUGCGCGAUGACCUCUUAGAUGGUUCGACAGUUGGAACUUUUGGAACUGUUAGCGAGACGGGAUGGUCCAGUACAGACAUAUUUCAGCGAUGGUUGACAGGCCAUUUUAUGAAAUAUGCCAAAGUCGGAGGUAACAAGAAAACUCUGCUGCUAUAUGACGGCCACAGGUCUCACAUCACCCCUCAUCUGAUAGAUUACGCUGUUGACCAGGGGAUAAUCCUGUUUGUUCUACCACCUCACACAAGCCAUGUUCUCCAGCCGAUGGAUGUUGGGUGCUUUGGGCCUUUCACCAAGAUUUUCAGUUCAGAAUGUAGGAAAUGGCAGCGGUCAAAUUCUGGAACAGUUAACCGAUAUAGCGUCUGUUCUUUGGCCUGUAAGGCAUACGGGAUUUCUCUGUCUGCCAGUAACUUGCACAGUGCUUUCAGGAAAUGUGGUAUUUAUCCAUUUGACCCAACGGCAAUUGACAAGUAA
This is a messenger RNA of Haliotis rufescens (red abalone), 927 nucleotides long. RefSeq names its product MFS-type transporter clz9-like. Gene Ontology annotation, molecular function: DNA binding. The transcript has a single exon. Bases 1 to 927 code for a protein of 308 amino acids. Gene Ontology annotation, cellular component: nucleus. Lineage: Eukaryota; Metazoa; Mollusca; Gastropoda; Lepetellida; Haliotidae. The record is from RefSeq and is a predicted model, not a curated record.